AGGGUUGACUGAAGCGGAGAAGAGAACCUCUUUUUCAAUAAAGAAACCAGGCUGCUGCAGCUUGUAAUGGAGACCUCUGGAGAGGGCAGCAACCCCAGUGGCAGAGCAACACCCCGGCCCACAGUGCAGCUGCCAGAGCUUGAGCCCCGGGUGGCCCGCAGACGCCUGUCCCAGGCUCGGCACCGCGCCACCCUGGCAGGGCUCUUCAGCAACCUCAGGAAAACUGUUUAUUCCCAGUCUGACCUCACAGCCUCAAAGUGGCAGGUUCUGAAUAAGGCGAAGACCCAUAUUCAGGAACUGGAACAAACCUUGGAUACUUUGCUGCAGCUGAAAGAAUCCUUCAACCUGGACGAUGGGAAUGCUAGAAGCUUAGAGGAGGUCAAGGAGGAAUACGCCAGAAUGUACUCCAGGAAUCUCAGCGUGGAACCUCGUAGGGCUCAUCAGAAGGGCUCCUCCUGGUGCCUGGUUGACACAGUCUUGAAGGAUGCUGAGGAGGAGGAAGAGGAAGAGGAGGAAGAGGAGGAAGACCAAGAAGAGGAAGACCAAGAGGAGGAAGACCAAGAGGAGGAAGAAGAGGAGGAGGAGGGGGAAGACGAGGAGGAAGAAGAGGAAAAAGCGGAGCUCAUACACUCCCCAGGCACCUUGUCGCCAGACCUCAUGGAAUUUGAACGGUAUCUCACCUUCUACAAGCAGACAAUGGACCUUCUGACUGGGAAUGGGAUCAUCGCCUCACAGGAGGUGACGCUCCCCAUCAUCUCUGCGGCCAUCUCCCACCUGUGGCAGAACCUCUCUGAGGAGAGGAAAACCAGUCUCCUGCAGGCCUGGGCAGAGAAGCACAGCGGCCUCCCGGACCUCAGAGAGGCCUGUCAGGAGCUGGCCUGCACCGAGGGCAGCAUGAAGGACAGUGGAGUGGACAGCCAGGGGGCCAGCUGCUCACUGGUCUCCACUCCAGAGGAGAUCCUUUUUGAAGAUGCCUUUGAUGUAGCAAGUUUCCUGGACAAAAGUGAGGCUCCGAGUACAUCGAGCCCCAGUUCAGUGUUUGCCAUCAGCAACCUGGAGAAUCCAGAGGAGAAGUUUCAGCUCUACACACAGAUCCUUGACUUUUUAAAAGGCCUUUGCUGUGUGAAUGCUCAGUUAAAACAGGAAGAAGCCCUUGCCAUUGAUGAUGAGCUGAUAAUGCUGAGGUGCACGGAAACCUUUGACGAUGAAGACCUGUAA
Messenger RNA from Trichechus manatus latirostris (Florida manatee), 1218 nucleotides. It is a transcript of the gene STRA8, whose product is annotated as stimulated by retinoic acid 8. Lineage: Eukaryota; Metazoa; Chordata; Mammalia; Sirenia; Trichechidae. The coding region runs from base 67 to 1218 and encodes 383 amino acids. Gene Ontology annotation, cellular component: nucleus. Gene Ontology annotation, molecular function: protein dimerization activity. The record is from RefSeq and is a predicted model, not a curated record. The transcript is spliced from 9 exons. Gene Ontology annotation, biological process: spermatogenesis; oogenesis; activation of meiosis.